AAAGGAGCACGCGGCAAGAGGAUGAAAUGUUGGGGUUCAUGCUGCCACUCGAGCUGCGAGAAGUUUUCCACCUAUACCGUUAUGGAAGCGUUGGAACUCAGAAUUGGGGGGCGAGGGGGUGAGAGAAAAGAGAACUCAGCAUGCGAUUCCUGUUGCGCCACUACGCACCAGGAAUUCUUGAGAACGAUGGGAAUGGCAACUAUUAGAUUCGAGGGGGGAGAAAAAAGAGCUGGAGUGAGCAAAACAAAGAGCGAGUGUGGGCCGCGGUGACUUCAUGCCUCACCAAUGUCCCGCCCACGCUACUCCGAGCUGGAGCUGUUUGCUGCUUCUGCUGCUGCUGCUGUCCUGGGCCGCCACUGCGCUUGCUGGCGACCCAAGCAAGGAGCACUGUAGCGUGGGGAGGUUUCCUAGCAACUCUCAGCUCGGAGCACGCCCAGCCACCCGAAAGCUGGGAGCCCCCACGGGGGACCACAGAACUAGAUCACCCCAUCCCUGCCCAUCGCCUGCCUCUCUUCCCUCUCAUCCCAGAACGCAUCAGCUGCCAGGGUUCUGGGUGGCCAGACGCCUGAGCCGACAGAGUCCGAGAAAGGACAAGGGUACGCAGCUCCCUCCCAGCGAGGUGCAUGGAACAUCCCCUUCUAGCCCAGUAAGCAACUGGGAUGCCUUGUUGGUUGCCCGCGAGUGCAGACAGGAGCUUCUAGGGAGCUCGCGGAGCUGCUUCCCCAAGCUGCUGGCACCCGUGUCUCCUCUCCCGCCAAUCGGAACGCUGCCGCCUGAACCUCUGCUAGCUGCGACUAAGUGGAGUUGGCCUCCCUGCCCACCUGUGGAAGAAGCUAGCACCGACUGAUGCGCCAGCAACUCCCCCACCCCCUUGGCCUUCUAGCCGUCCCCUCCCACUAAAGCAGCAUCACCCUGUGAAUUACAUUAGGGUGGUUUUCCCCCCAGCCUCAGGCUUUGUUUGGGUUUGAUUGUGUUUGGCUCUUCGCUAAGCUGAUUUAUGCAGCAGAGCCCCAUCGGCUGGGGAGAAACAAAAGCUCUUUUCUUUGUCUGGGAGCGGACUGUGGAGCCCGUACUUGCUUCGCCCCCGCGGGCCAUCGGCUGUCCAAGGAGGUGCUUUUUGUUGAGACUGCAAGCCCCGCCGUGCGGAGCUGGGAGGGCCUUAAGGGCCCUGAGAUGCAGAGAGCUGCCCUGGACCGAAUACCUGUAUCGCCUACUGAGAGCAACUGGGUCGGCCAACCCGGCCUGUCGAAAAGGUCCUAGGGACUCGCAGCCCACGGGCCUCAAGGUGCGCUCUCAAGUCGGGAGAGCGCAUCAGGAAAGCAACUAGGCAGUAGGCACCGGGCGGGCUGCUUUGCAUUAUGUGCGGCUCGGCCCUGGCUUUUCUGACUGCUGCACUGCUCUCUCUGCACAACUGCCAGCGAGGUCCAGCCUUGGUUCUUGGGGCAGCCUGGGUAUUUUCACUUGUUCUCGGACUGGGCCAAAGUGGAUUUUGUUUCAGGUGGAUCAGGAAGUGAACGUUGUGAUACUGUUUCCAGUUUGAUAAGCAAAGGCUGUCCAGUUGAUUCAAUAGAAUACCUGUCUGUGCAUGUUGUAACGUCAAGUGAGAAUGAAAUCAAUACCCAGGUGACACCGGGAGAAGUCUCAGUCCAACUGCAUCCAGGAGCUGAAGCUAAUUUUAUGUUAAAAGUCCGUCCUCUGAAGAAAUACCCCGUGGAUCUUUAUUAUCUGGUUGAUGUGUCAGCAUCAAUGCACAAUAAUAUAGAAAAAUUGAAUUCCGUUGGAAAUGAUUUAUCUAAAAAAAUGGCCCUUUAUUCCCGUGACUUCCGUCUUGGUUUUGGCUCAUAUGUGGAUAAAACUGUCUCGCCAUACAUUAGUAUCCACCCGGAAAGGAUCCACAAUCAGUGCAGUGACUACAAUUUAGACUGUAUGCCUCCCCAUGGAUACAUUCAUGUGCUGUCUCUGACAGAAAACAUCACUGAGUUUGAAAAAGCAGUCCACAGACAAAAGAUCUCUGGAAACAUAGACACCCCUGAAGGAGGUUUUGAUGCCAUGCUUCAGGCUGCCGUCUGUGAGAGUCAUAUUGGAUGGCGAAAAGAAGCUAAAAGAUUGCUGCUGGUGAUGACAGACCAGACAUCACAUCUUGCUCUUGACAGCAAAUUGGCAGGCAUAGUGGUGCCGAAUGACGGAAACUGCCAUCUCAAAAACAAUGUCUACGUCAAAUCGACAACCAUGGAACAUCCGUCAUUAGGCCAACUUUCUGAAAAGUUAAUAGACAACAACAUAAAUGUCAUUUUUGCAGUUCAAGGAAAGCAGUUUCAUUGGUACAAGGACCUUCUGCCCCUUUUGCCUGGUGCCAUUGCUGGUGAAAUAGAAUCCAAAGCUGCAAAUCUCAACAAUUUAGUAGUAGAAGCCUACAAGAAGAUUAUCUCAGAAGUAAAAGUGCAGCUGGAAAACCAGGUACACGGUGUCCAUUUUAACAUCACUGCCAUCUGUCCAGAUGGGGCCAGAAAGCCAGGCAUAAGUGGGUGUGGAAACGUGACAAGCAAUGACGAAGUUCUUUUCAAUGUAACUGUUGUGAUGAAAACAUGUGAUAUCAUGGGAGGAAAAAACUAUGCAAUAAUCAAGCCUAUUGGUUUCAAUGAAACCACUAAAGUCCACAUACACAGAAGCUGCAGUUGCCAGUGUGAGAACCACAGAGGACUCAAAGGACAGUGUGCGGAAGCUGCCCCAGACCCCAAGUGUCCACAGUGUGAUGACAGCAGAUGUCAUUUUGAUGAAGACCAGUUUCCUUCUGAAACUUGCAAGCCACAGGAGGAUCAACCUGUCUGCAGUGGCCGAGGUGUUUGCAUCUGUGGGAAAUGUUUAUGUCACAAAACCAAGCUAGGAAGAGUGUAUGGCCAGUACUGUGAGAAGGAUGACUUCUCCUGUCCCUAUCUCCAUGGGGAUGUGUGUGCUGGGCAUGGGGAGUGUGAAGGUGGCAGAUGCCAGUGCUUUAGUGGCUGGGAAGGAGAUCGGUGUCAGUGCCCAUCAGCCUCAGCACAGCACUGUGUCAACUCCAAGGGCCAAGUUUGCAGCGGGAGAGGCACCUGCGUGUGUGGCAGGUGUGAGUGUACUGAUCCCAGAAGCAUUGGCCGUCUCUGUGAGCACUGCCCAACCUGCCAUCUCUCCUGCAGUGAAAACUGGAAUUGUCUGCAGUGCCUUCACCCUCACAAUCUGUCUCAGGCUGCCCUUGAUCAGUGUAAAUCCUCCUGUGCUGUCAUGGAACAGCAUCGCAUGGACCAAACAUCAGAAUGUUUAUCUGGCCCAAGCUAUCUGCGAAUAUUUUUCAUCAUAUUCAUAGUCACAUUCUUGAUCGGGUUGCUUAAAGUUCUUAUCAUUAGACAAGUGAUACUACAAUGGAAUAAUAAUAAAAUAAAGUCCUCAUCAGAUUAUAGAAUGUCUGCUUCUAAAAAGGAUAAACUGAUUCUGCAAAGUGUUUGCACGAGAGCUGUAACCUACCGACGAGAAAAGCCUGAGGAAAUAAAAAUGGAUAUCAGCAAACUAAAUGCUCAGGAGGCCUUCAGGUGCAACUUCUAAAUAAGAUUAACAAACAAACAAAAACUGUUGGAAGCUGGAUGGUUUUACAAUUUAUUCUAGCAAGUAUAAUAUAAAGUCACAGGAGAAGACAAAUUAUAUUGAAGAGUGUGCCAUGAAGACUGGCAAGUGUCUUCACAACCAUAUGACUCACUCAGCUGCUGAAGUUUUCAGUGAACUAUGUGUCUUACUACUGUUGGAGACUAGUGUUGUAGCACUUUAUUGUAAUAUAUAACUUAUUUAGAUCAGCGUAGAAUGUAGAUCAUCUGGGAAAGCACUGAUUACACUUUACAGGUACCUGUCAGCCCUGAGCUUCACAGACAAACACGAGGCUAUGGAGCAGGUUGCAGGGUGUCACCACCACAGACUGGUGAUCCUUCUGUACAACCUGCUGAUGAAAAGCAUCCAGGAGUAGUUGAAAGCAGUCAACCACACCCGGCAAUUGGCAUUGUCGAGCUGUGUACAACCAGCUGAGUAAGGGUUAGGCUUUCAUUUCAGUUUGGGUGAACAGAUGAACUUUAAUCUAAGCGGUGUUGCUUUUGAAGCUGUGCAGUUUUGUGCAUGCACGGGUCUGUUUUCUUCUCCUUUGAAGCUGCGUGGCUUUGUGCAUGUACAAAUCUGCUUUCUUCUCUUUUCCAAAAUGGAUUUUGACUCCAACAUCUUCUCCUUUUUGCAUUUAAAUUCUGUUUUUCUUCCUUUGGAAUAAGUUUAUAAUGUCACAAAUGACUGGAUUAAAUAAGUGCUAAGUUACUACUGCCAUAGAACCUAUAUGACAAUGUCACUUUACUAGAAUACUGGUUUUAAAGCUGAAUGUUAAUAAGGGUCACUGUAAGGUGUCUAAGGUCAUCUAAGUCCAUAGCUUCUUUGUCUGAAGAUAGUUUAUAUAUUCUUACCUGUCAAACUGGAUGGAUUGUUUCACUCUGUCAUUGAUCUGACCUGUAGCCCGAAAUCCAAAAGGUGUCUACAAAACUGCUUCGAGCAGAGUACCCUCUUUUCUGAGUGUGUUCUCUUGAUUUUUACUCCAAGAUGAUGUCAACAGUUUUCAAAUGGAAAGCUAUAUUAUUCUUGCCCUCCUGUGUUCCCUAAGGGCAUUCCUUGAAUCCCAACCCUACUCAUAAGAAUUCACAAAGGUAUAAAAUUGGACACAUGAGGGUAAUAUCCUGGAAACAAGCUAAUCUCCCCUUUUUGUUAGCCAGGAAAUGGAGGCUCAGAAAAUUAAAACGAUUUUACAAAACACAGACGCGGAGAAAGUGACAAUACCAGAGAAGAGCUGCCUUCCAAUUACAGGACAGCAUUGGACAAUAAUACUCUACCUCUUGAAUCUGUAAAACAUCCAUGGCAAAAUUUAAAAUACGAUUUAUUCAAGUCUUGAAUAUUUUUCUUGAGAAUAUUUCAAUGCAAAGUAGAAAAGGGUACUGUGCAUAAGCAGCUUCUAGUUUUCCCCAUUAGCCACCUUCUGAUAAGGCUUUGGUGCAGCCCUUCCCUCCACAGUGACUACAAGAACAAGCCUCUUGGAGCUGGCCAUGCUUUGAUCCAGAGGCUCGUGACUUGGAUUCUAAAUUCUAACUGUCCUUUGUGUAGCAAGUGUCUUACCUGUGAAAACAGAGGAAUCUAAAGAGUGUCUCUCCUCAGUUUGCUGCUCUCCAGCACUUGAAAGUUAUUAGAUAUUAGCAUGUCGAUGAACACUAGCCUCUAUUAGGUAUUAUACUCUGGGGGCUGGAACGCCUGUAAAUUAUUCUCUAGUCAGAAAACAUGAUGUGUCCCUUAGCAGAGCUAUGACAAUGCUCUUGACUUGAGUGUUUACUCAAGUUGAGAUGGGCAUUGUCAAAAUACUGUGACUGCACCUAAAGAAACUGUGCUCACUAAAGCUGAUGUGAAAAUCCUACUUUGCUGCUCAGAAUAGGGUCCUUUUAUAAAUAUACAUAUUAAUGGAUGCUUGGCAGUCCCUCCUCCCAAAGGAAGAUAUCCAUUAAUUAAAUGCUAGCAACUCAAAAGUGAGCAGUGUUUAUGAACAAUGAUUUCCACAUGAAAUGAGCAAAAGAGCAUAAUCAAAGAGAAGCCUUGAAAAAAAAUGAUUUGUACAUUUUUAGGCCCUCACUAGUUUGCACUAAUUUUAAGACUGACCAAGGCUGUUGCCAUGGGAAAGAUGAAUUUCCUUGCCAAGAAUUCAGUGCUGGAUGAUAAUAUGUACUUACAUGUGGAAUGUCUUGUAGCCUUUCUUUCUCUUCUUUUUGUUAACUUAAAAAGCUAAUUUUUAAAAGAUUGUAGGGCUUAUAUUUUACUUGAAUAAUUGUUCUGUUUAAUAGUUUGUGAGAAGAGAAUUAAUAUUUACUAGGUAGAAUUAAUUAACAGUAAGGGGAAACAGGGUAUUCUUAGAUUAAAUAAUUUAUGUAUUUUAGACUAUUUUCAAAUGCUAUGAUCACAUGAGUUAUUUGAGUUGUUGAUAGUAAAUGCAAUUAAUUGAAUUUUAAAUUGUUAGCAAAAUGAAUAACGAGUGAUAAUUUUUUUGGCCUGUCAGCAUUUUGUUCCCUGGUGUGUAAUUAUUCAAAACUGUCCCAUAUUUCCACUACAUAAGCAACUAUAUACAAGUUAUUUCUUCUGAGACAUUUUUUUACACUGCAGUAAACAUGUAUUUAUAAACAUUUGAUACAAUUUUUUAGGUAUUUUCUACUAUUUAUUAAGCCAUAUCCAUUCUCUAAGAGACAUGUUCAAUUUAACUUAGUUUAUAAAAAUAACAAAAACAAACUAGGUAUCUCUGGGGGCAAAGUUUUCAAAAUUGACAAAUUAAAAUUGUGUAUAUAUCAAAUGCAAAACCGCCAAAGAAUAAAAUUCAAAUAUCUUUUAAUAUUUACUAAACCUCCAUUAAGGAUAUUCUUUUAUAUAUCAACAAACAUCUGUGAUACACUGAAAUCAUUAUUCUUGCUAGAUUAUGAAUGUUUUUCUCAGUAGAAUUAUAUUUCUUCUGGCACUUGGUAGACGAGCUUAUACUCAAUGACUCUUCCUUCCUUCCCGUCUCCUGUUUGUCCCAUUCACAUUUCUCUAGAAAUUGCCCAUAAGCUUCAAGCCAAUAAGCCUAAUUUUGAAAAAUAACAGCUUAACAAUAUAACUAAGUUCUUCAUUUCCAAAAAAAAUCUCUUAUUAAUGUCGGCACUCAUUUGGACAAAUACAGCCCUUCUGAAAACAAAGAAUUUUAAAUGUUCACAAUGUUGUGAUUUAUGUUUUGUAAAGGUAGCAGCUCAUUAGGAGGUUCAAUACUGUAUUCUCCUUGUUUACUCUUGAUACUUAGCUUACAGCUAUCCUUAUGUCCUUAGGACUGUAAAAACUUCAUUUUAUGUAAUGCAAACGUUUUCAAGGGAUAGCACUAAUAUUCCUUCAAAUCCUUUCCUUUUCAUCUUCCAUAAUCCCUGCAUGGCAAAUUAGUUGUGGAUAAUUGAUUAGACAUACCUACUGUGUGUCUUGCUGAUUCUAGAAGACAUUUUUUUUUCAAUUUAGCAUCCCCCAAAUUGGGACAUCUCUUGAAAUUGUCAUCUGCAGUGUAGUGUUUAAAACUGUGUUGAGAUAAAUACUACAGUAAUUAAAUAUUCAUGGAUACAGUUCUUUCCAUAUAAAUGUUUAUGAAUUCGUUUUUGAUGACAUGUGAAGCCAGUUUUUAAUACAGCUGAACCGCAUACUACUCAAUGCAAACCUAACUGGCUAUUAGCUCGGAUCCUUUGAAUCUUUGAGUUACAAAAGCUCUUUCAGGCUCCCAUUUAUACUGUCUGCUAACAGCAGUGAUUUAAGCAAACUGAAGCUAAUAAAAGUGUGGAGUUUCUUGAGCUUUCAUUUAAGGAUCUUUAGCAUUCCCAUUCCUAGUUAAGGGAUUGUUUAAAAUGAUCAUCUCACUUUUAAAUAAGUUAACUGGAAAAAAGAUUACAUGAAAACAUCAUAGUUAGAUUUCACAGCACUUUGUAAGUUUGAUGCCAGUUACCAGAGACUAAAAUGAUGCAACCAGCUAGUCUUGAAAAGAUUUCCUCUGAGAUCUCGCAACUUUCUCAUUUCUCCUUAUCCUUUACUUUCUUUUGAUGUUUUGGUUGGCUCAAGUAACUUUUCCUCUACAGCCCAUGUGAUGACUGUUAUAAAAAAAAAACUGCAGUUAAAAUAUAGUACUUUAUGUGAAACAAUUGUUCAACUCUUUAGGCAGCUUUUGAUCGAAUAUGUGAGAGUAAUAACACUACUCUGUCUACCUGCAAUACCUUCCUGUAUAGAAUGUAUCUUUGUAAGCUAACUCUUUCAACCAGGUGUCUAUUCUUCACAACCAAUGUCAGUACAACUGUGUAACUCAUCAGUAUAGGAGAAAGAAAAUAAAAAACCACAUUGCAAUUAUCAAGGAUAGAAAUGUGAUUUCUGUAGAGAACUUUACUGACUUUAUACAUAUAAAUGUGAGUCUGAAAACAUGUCUGCACAAUGACAAGUAUGGUACACAGAUUUUUAUUGAAAUGUUGAGCAAAACUAUUUUCAUUCUAAAUUAUAAGUACCAAUUUGCACAUUAUAAUAUAGAAAUCCAUUUUGUAUAUAUUUAACAUAUGUUUAAGGCUGUUUUACAUCUACUACCUUCUUUAUGAAGGUUUGUAAAUCUUUGCAAAAGCAAUUAGACAUGUUUUAAAAUCAAUAACAGUCUUUGUUUGACUUAACAAAUAAUGCCUUUGUAAGAAACAUUUAAUAUAGAAUGUAUUUUUAAAUCAAGACAUUUGAAUAUGAAAUAGCUCAAAGAAAAACAAAUUCUUCAUGAACACAUUUUAUGUUGUUUCUGGCUUUGAUUAUAUAAAAGGUGAAAUUGCCUUAAAGACAGAAGCUUGGUAAAUAUGACAAUUUCACGUACUAUACUAUGAAUCUCCUUGCAUAACUGGUUGACUACUAACUUCUCUUUUAUGUAUUUAUUAAAAGCUGACACUGUA
Mus musculus (house mouse) is the source of this 8507-nucleotide messenger RNA. It is a transcript of the gene Itgb8, whose product is annotated as integrin beta 8. The transcript is spliced from 13 exons. The record is from RefSeq and is a predicted model, not a curated record. Gene Ontology annotation, biological process: vasculogenesis; animal gross anatomical part developmental process; positive regulation of angiogenesis. Gene Ontology annotation, molecular function: extracellular matrix protein binding. Gene Ontology annotation, cellular component: integrin alphav-beta8 complex; plasma membrane; cell surface. The coding region runs from base 1678 to 3576 and encodes 632 amino acids. Lineage: Eukaryota; Metazoa; Chordata; Mammalia; Rodentia; Muridae.